AUGUCUCUGGAGAAACAACCUACUAAGCUCUGGGGUGGUCGGUUCACCGGUGCCACCGACCCUUUGAUGGAUUUGUACAACGCGUCGCUUCCGUACGACAAGGCGAUGUACGACGCCGACUUGACCGGCACCAAGGUGUACACCGAGGGGCUCAACAAAAUCGGCCUCAUCACCGCUGAGGAAUUGAGCGAGAUCCACAGAGGUUUGGAGGUCAUCCGCAAGGAAUGGGCCGCCGGUGAAUUUGUGGAAAAGCCUGGUGACGAAGAUAUCCACACCGCCAACGAAAGACGGUUGGGGGAAAUCAUCGGCACCCACAUCUCCGGCAAGGUCCACACCGGUCGUUCGAGAAACGACCAAGUGGCCACCGACAUGCGUAUCUACGUCAGAGAAAAGUUGGGCGAAUUGGUCAAGUUUGUUGGUGAAUUCGUCAAGGUUAUUGUCACUCGUGCCGAACAAGAAAUCGACGUGUUGAUGCCCGGUUACACCCACUUGCAAAGAGCUCAACCCAUUCGUUGGGCCCACUGGUUGCUGAUGUACGCCACCUACUUCACCGAAGACUUCAAGCGGUUGAAGCAAAUCCAGGCUCGGGUCAACCAGCUGCCGUUGGGCGCUGGUGCUCUUGCCGGCCACCCUUAUGGUAUUGACAGAGAGUUCCUUGCUCAAGGUCUUGGCUUUGACUCCGUUAUCGGUAACUCGUUGACUGCGGUGUCCGACCGUGACUUCGUCGUUGAAACCAUGUUCUGGUGCUCGUUGUUCAUGAACCACAUCUCGCGGUUCUCGGAAGACUUGAUCAUCUACCUGACGGCUGAGUUUGGCUUUAUUCAAUGUUCGGACGCCUACUCCACCGGGUCGUCGUUGAUGCCGCAAAAGAAGAACCCCGACGCCUUGGAAUUGUUGCGGGGUAAGGCUGGUCGUGUGUUCGGGUCGUUGUCGGGUUUCUUGAUGUCGAUCAAGUCGAUCCCCUCCACUUACAACAAGGACAUGCAAGAAGACAAGGAACCGUUGUUUGACGCCUUGAGAACUGUGGAACACUCCGUCCUCAUUGCCACCGGUGUCAUCUCCACCCUCAAGAUCAACAAGGAGAAGAUGGAAGCUGCGUUGACCAUGGACAUGUUGGCCACUGACUUGGCUGACUACUUGGUGCGUAAGGGUGUUCCUUUCAGAGAAACCCACCACAUCUCGGGUGAGUGUGUGCGGGCUGCUGAAGAGCAAAAGCUCAGUGGCAUUGACCAAUUGACUUUGGAACAAUUCCAAGGCAUUGACAAGCGUUUCGGCGAAGAUGUCAAGGACAUCUUCGACUUUGAAGCCUCGGUGGAAAGACGUGACGCCAUCGGUGGUACCGCCAAGAAGGCCGUGUUGGCCCAAUUGAAGAAUUUGGCUGCUCAAGUCAACCAAUAA
This is a messenger RNA of Diutina rugosa, 1398 nucleotides long. It is a transcript of the gene ARG4, whose product is annotated as argininosuccinate lyase. The transcript has a single exon. The record is from RefSeq and is a predicted model, not a curated record. Gene Ontology annotation, cellular component: cytosol. Bases 1 to 1398 code for a protein of 465 amino acids. Gene Ontology annotation, molecular function: argininosuccinate lyase activity. Lineage: Eukaryota; Fungi; Ascomycota; Pichiomycetes; Serinales; Debaryomycetaceae.